Messenger RNA from Coregonus sp. 'balchen', 1063 nucleotides. NCBI's taxonomy places the organism in Eukaryota, Metazoa, Chordata, Actinopteri, Salmoniformes, Salmonidae. The record is from the annotation of a GenBank genome assembly.
AUGGAGAAUCCAUACAAACAACCACAGAAGGGCUGCGUUCUCUGUAACAUCACAGUGGACUUCAAGAAUGUUCAGGUCUGUCAUUAGACUACUGUACUAAGUACUGUGAUGAGCAAAUAUACAAUGUUUAUUUAUAAUAGGCUUCAUUUUUCUCCAAACUUCUUUCCAAUAGCUGCUGUCACAGUUUAUAUCCCCACACACAGGAAGAAUUUACGGCAGGCACAUAACAGGUGAGAGCUUGGUCAGGAAGAAAAGGUGAAAAUUUACACAUUAUCAGAGGCUGUCGUGUCAAGGUGUUUAUUCUUUCCCAGGUCUAUGUGGUAAGAAACAGAGGGAGAUCUCCAAAGCCAUAAAGAAAGCUCAUUCGAUGGGUAUGUCCUCAAAUAGCUAAUUUUAUUAUUGACUGGACACUCCAAACCAACUCAUUACAUCAGAAUCCCAUUCUGAAUGAUGUUUUUGCACUACAUUUGAAACAAAAUUCCACAGCAAAAAGAUGCAGAUAUGGAUUUAUGGGACAGUGGAAUUAUUUUCCAAAAACUGAGAGCAGAGACAUCAUUCAGAAUGGGAUUCUGAUGCAAUAAGAGUUGGUUUGGAGUGUUUUCCAACAUACAUUCGACACAUUUUCAUAAUGCAUUGUAGUCAAUGGCAAGUGAUGAAACAGCAAAAUGUGCCAAACUAUUUUCUCUGUAAUUAAACAAAAUAUUAAACAAAAAAAAGUUGUGGGAUCAACUACAAGUGCAGAGAUUGAAUAACGCCACAUGAAAAAAUGUGUGAACUAUAUGAUCAAAUAAUCUUCAGCAGUGUUCAACCUCGAGGUUGCUCUGUAAUAGUUUCUCUUUAGAAACUUCAAUGCACCAUCUAUCACUACUGACUAGAGGAUUUGUAAUAACAUUGUGUGCUACAGACUUUGUCUAUGGCUCAAAAUGACCAUGUUUUGAUCAUCCAGUCCUUCCUAUAAUAAAUACUGGUAAUAUUUCCCUCCACAGGAUUCAUGUCUGUAACCCACAAGGACCCACAUUUUAUGAAAGAUCCAAACAUCUGUGACAUCCGGCACUUGGAGUAA